GAAACCUUCUCUCUCCGGCCCUCCUCCACGUCCUCCACGUAUAGGGCCCUGGGUUCGUUCCUUGGACCGCAAAGCUUGCUUGAUCCCGUCGCCGCCGUAAAAAAUGGCGCGCGGCCGCUUCGCGCAUACAGAAACCUACUAUAUCACUCCUCCAUCGCCAUAGGAGCUUUGUAUUCUCAUUGCCUUAGAGUUUUUUGGUGCCCUGAGCGAAGGUGUGUUCGGUUGCUACGGCGAGGUUUCUUCUUUCUCAUAGCGCCAAGGAGAAGAAAGUGAACGAACGUCGCGAAGGUGUUCGAAACUCUGCUUGAAGAUCUGGUUGUCGCGAAGGUCAAGGGAUUCCCAGCGUGGCCUGCUUGGGUGCAACCUGUUAUUCAUUUACUCGUCUAGGUAGAGCUGAGUCUGUCUCUAAAGAAUUUUCUGGCGUUGCUCAGAAGAUGGAAGGAAAUACUAGCAAUGGAGGAAAACCUGGCGUGUUAGGAAGCAACAAGAAAAAGUCUACUAAAAAGUGCAUACCAAGGGAAGAUCUUGUAGUGGGAAAACUAGCAACUUCUGAGGGGAACCCAGUUUUGGAGCCUUCUAUAGACCGUAAAGGUGACUACUUCCAGUCUGGAGCUAUUAAACGUAAGAUGAGUGAUGAUGGAGUUUUACCCUCGGCUAAAAGCUCACUAUUUAAGAAUGAGAGAGUUAACAUCUCCAAAAGCUCCGGUAAAAGUGAAUCAUCGCAUUUAACUGGAGGAAAAAAGAACAACAAGAAUUUAAACUUUGUGAGGCCUGAAUCUGUACGAGCUGAUAAUUGCAUCCCAUCCACAACACCACCAUGUGAUAACAUGAACCAGUCAGGAGUAAUAAAAUUGUUCAAUGGAUCAGGUGAUGUUUCAAAAUCUUCAUCCACUGGCAGUGAAGACUCAACGAAGAACAGGAUUGUGACUAUUGGAAUGAAUUUUAAACACAAUAGUACCUCUUUAAUUCCUUUGCCUCCUAGAAGGAGAGCUUUGAGGUUCCUGGAAGAUGAUGAUGGUGAAGAACGUAGAACUCCAGUUCACCGUGUUACUACUGUCACUUUGAGAGAAUGUUCAGGUUCUGGAAGAAAAUCUGAUAUGCAGCCGGAAUCUUGUUGGAACUUUCCUCAGAAUGGUUCACUUUCAAAUAUGGAUAAAAAUUUUAUUGGAAAUGUGAGCUCUGGAGUUAAUAAAUCUUCCAACAAUGUCACAGGUAGCAUGGAGUCGAUGGAGAGUUGCUAUUCAGCUUCUAGGCUUCGUAAUGAUGAAGCGAAUGUGCUGAAACGUUCUGCAGACUUGCUUGCCAGCUCAAAUUCUGUUAAGAGAAAAAAGUGUAAAUCUGCUUCUUCAAAUGGUAGAGCAGCCAAUAACGAACUGAAAACUUUAGUUAGCUCUGGCUAUACUGACAAUUUGGGGAGUCUCGAAGCUCUCGAGCAACAUGGUAGAAAGAAAUACAGUGCUUUACCCAAAUCCAACAUUUCAGUACUUGUUCCUGAAAACAGGUCCCAUCUUAAUUUUACGGCUGAGAAAGAUCUUUUAGCAGGACAAAGGUCUUAUAUUACGAGGGAGGCUACUGCUGAUUCUGCUGAUAGCAAAUUGACAAAUUCUACUAUGUCAAUGAAACAUCUUAUUGCAGCUGCUCAAGCAAAGAAAAGACUAGCACAUUCUCAUCAAAGAAAAGGAAACUUGCUACGUACUGAUUGUUCAAAUGGUAGUAGUGAAGUUGAGGUUGCUAGAGAGGCUUUCGAAGGAAUGAUAGAAACAUUAUCACGAACUCGAGAUAGUAUCAGACGUGCAACUCGUCAUGCUAUAGACUGUGCUAAAUAUGGUAUUGCAAAUGAGGUUGUUGAACUUCUUAUACACAAAUUGGAAGAUGAACCAAGCCUUUCUCAUAGGAUUGACCUGUUCUUCCUUGUGGACUCUAUCACUCAAUGCUCGCAAAAGUUGAAAGAGGCAUCGUAUGCACCUCUUGUCCAAGCAGCUUUACCACGCAUUUUGGGUGCUGCUGCUCCUUCUGGUUCUUCUGCCCAGGAGAAUAGACGCCAGUGUCUGAAGGUUUUGACGUUGUGGCAAGAGAGGAGAAUUUUGCCAGAAUAUAUCCUUCGUCACUACAUAGAAGAAAUUGAGUUUCUUAGUGAUGGCUUGAAAUCUGAGUUUUCCAGUAGAAUUCCAACUUGUGCUGAACAAUGUGUGGACGAUCCCAUUAGAGAAGUGGAAAGCUUGCACGUAGAUCAGUAUGGAAGCAAUACAACAUUCUUGUUUCCUGGAAUUCUUUCUACGCAUGUUUUGGAAGAUGAUGAAGAUUUUCCGAGCAGUCUAUGCAAUCAUACCGCAGGACUUUCUCCACAUAAAUUAGGUAUUUUUGAAGCCGUUCCUGGUUCUGAAGGUCGUCCAAUGGAAGCACGUCACCAUACAUUGGAGCAUGUAGAGAAUGAGAUAGAGAUGGAAGAUGAACUUACAUUAUCUUUUGAAGAGAGAUCUAUAGGAGAAGUUUCUACCUACAAUUAUACACUUCAUAAGGAACAUUGCUCAGCCCUUGAAUCUAUAUUUGGUAAUAAUAAUGGGCUCCUACUUUUACCGGCAGAAUCUCCUCCACUUCUUCCUUUAGAUCCUCCACCUUCUCCACCGCCAUUACCUUCUUCACCGCCUCCCCCUACACCUCCACCU
This is a messenger RNA of Phalaenopsis equestris, 2666 nucleotides long. Its product is annotated as ENHANCER OF AG-4 protein 2-like. The annotation marks the transcript as partial. The record is from RefSeq and is a predicted model, not a curated record. NCBI's taxonomy places the organism in Eukaryota, Viridiplantae, Streptophyta, Magnoliopsida, Asparagales, Orchidaceae. Gene Ontology annotation, molecular function: double-stranded DNA binding; transcription coregulator activity. The transcript has 7 exons. Gene Ontology annotation, biological process: regulation of transcription by RNA polymerase II. Gene Ontology annotation, cellular component: nucleus.